UCAAAUUCGAAGCGCCGCGUGCGUGGUGAGUGUGAAAAUGUAAGCAAUUAUGAGAGGUCGGUGGUCCGCUAUAAAGCUUAUUUCGCUAUAAACGAACCCGCCAUUCCGCAAUAGAACAUCGUGUUGGUUGCGGGAGAAAAUUAGCUUUCUGCAGGAGGGGCUCUACAGGAUGUGCCACACACGCUAAGUUGAAAGAUAUCCCGUACAUUUUUAUGAACUCCGGUUGAACACCGCCUGUGCGCACUGACGCGUUACUUUAUGUGAGGGUUCGGUUGCGUAUAGAUGAUAUUACUAUUCAAGGUGAAAGGCAAAGCAGAGCAUAAAGGGAAGAGCACCCUAUUCAUCAGCCUCUUCAAAGGCUUCAUAAGGAAAACACACCCAAUGCUUCCACAAGCAUCAUUUGUUCUAGCAGUGACUGGUGUCCUUAUUUGGGUGAUACGACGUCGUCACCGGCAUGGUCUGUUUGCAAGACUCGGUGUACCUGGGCCUAAACCAGAUCUACUCUGGGGAAACUGGAAGCAGCUCAAGAAAGAUCGUAUACGGGUAAUGGAACAGUGGAUUCAGUGCUACGGCAAGGUCUUUGGGAUAUACUUGGGUGACAAGCCCUUCAUGGUCAUCACUGAUGAGGAGAUUGUUAAAGAAUGCCUCAUCAAAUCUACAAAGAUAUUCCAGGACCGUCCAAUGUAUUCUGUUGAAGUGGAACCAAUUAUCAGCGCACUACUUUUAUUGCGUGGAGAGAAGUGGAGAAGAGUCCGCUCAGUGUUCAACGCCUGCUUCACCGCUGGAAAAGUGAAGACGCUCUGUCGCAGUAUCGACGGCACUGUGAUGCGCCUUGUCCUAAAAUUUCACGAUGCUAGCCGUUUUGGUGACGUCAUCGACGCCCAUGAAGCCGCUCGUUGUAUGGUAUUGGAAACGUUGACAAGGACUGUGCUUGGACGACAGGUAGGCUGCCAGACGAACAGCAAUGACGUACCACUCAAAUCAUUCGAAGUUAUAUUCCGAGAAGUCGACGACGCCUUGUUAGAGAGUGCGUUUGCCUACCCCGGUCUUUACAGCAUUCUUCAGCUCCUUUAUCCCUUCACAUCGUUCUCCAAAGCGGUGCAGAAAGUUAUGGAUGACGCGUUGAUUACUCUACACAAACCGAUACUUAUUCUAGCUGGCUACGACACAACAUCUGCCUCCCUCGCUUUCCUGCUGUAUCUUCUCGCCAAGCACCCGGAAGAACAGCUAAAAAUACGAGCUGAAAUUGUGAGUGCCCUCCGUCAUAAGGAAAACUCAGAUCGUCAAGCUUUUGCGGAAACUGAACGUACCGCCACCAAUUUCGAUGCGAAGCAAGACCUUGAACCUAAGGGAUGGCAGCCCAGCGACAACGUUCCCGACUUGUCACCUCCACAUGCCACAAAUGAUGUGGUGAGCGAAGCAGUCAGCUCGGUGCACGAAGCGUUGCAUGAUUUAUAUGGCCAGCGAGCAGAUGUGCCACAGACGUCCUCGAAUGCAGACGCAGUGAACAAGGAGCUCGAUGAAGACGACGUCAUGCAGCUCCAACGCCUCGACAUGGUUGUACGAGAGGGUCUGCGCUUGUACCCAACAAUUCCGAUCAAUGUAAUGCGCGAAUGCAUGGAGGACACGACCAUCCUGGGCCAAUUCAUACCAGCAGGAACGAGCAUUUUUGCGCCACCGUGGCACAUUCACAGGAACGCGGAUAUCUGGCCUGAACCGGACCGAUUCCUACCGGAACGCUUCUCGCCUGAGCACCGCGACAACGUGGCAUCUUCUUACUAUCCAUUUGGCCUCGGCCCCAGGACGUGUGUGGCACAUAGGCUAGCGAUGGCCACGUUGAAAACAGCGCUUUAUAGGAUAGUGCGAAAUUUCGACAUUUCCCUCGCUGAGGAUUUGGCGGACCCGCUACCUGUAUGCGUGCACAACAUUGUUCUUAAUCCCGCAGUAGCCAUAAAACUUAAGGUGACGAGGACCAAUAUAUAG
Rhipicephalus sanguineus (brown dog tick) is the source of this 1983-nucleotide messenger RNA. Its product is annotated as cytochrome P450 3A29-like. Gene Ontology annotation, molecular function: steroid hydroxylase activity; iron ion binding; heme binding. The transcript is spliced from 6 exons. The record is from RefSeq and is a predicted model, not a curated record. The coding region runs from base 283 to 1983 and encodes 566 amino acids. Lineage: Eukaryota; Metazoa; Arthropoda; Arachnida; Ixodida; Ixodidae.